Molecule: messenger RNA, 1815 nt
Organism: Anastrepha ludens (Mexican fruit fly)
Lineage: Eukaryota; Metazoa; Arthropoda; Insecta; Diptera; Tephritidae
Exons: 3
Coding region: 1-1815 (604 amino acids)
Source: RefSeq, a predicted model, not a curated record
AUGUUCAGUAGCGUUAUUGACAAGGACCUCGAGCUAAGCAAAGUGGAGAAACUCCAACAUUUACGCGCUAGUCUACAAGGAGCCGCUUUGGAAACAAUUUGCUCACUAGAACCGGUUGAGGAGAAUUAUGACAAGGCCAUUGCCCUAUUAAAAAAUCGAUUUGAUAAUAAAUUACUUAUUUUUCAGGCUCUCAUUAGGGCGAUUAUCGAGUUGAAGAGUGUUGAUAAAGGUUCAGCCAAUCGUUUGCGCGAAUUGUGCGACAAUUUUAAUUCCCAUCUUCGUGCACUUAACACCAUGGCAACACCAGAACAAAUAUCGGAUGGUUUGCUCAUGCAUCUUGUUACUAGAAAGUUCGAUCAGAAGACGCAGGAGAAGUGGGAGGAGGACUUGCCCACGCAGACAUUGCCAACUUUGAAUUCAAUGACCUCAUUUCUGGAGAAGCGGUGCCGAAUUAUGGAAAAUUUGGAAGGUGCUACGCAAACACUUAGCAAUCAGAUUGGCAAACAUUCGAAUGCAAAUAAAGGUAUUAGAAAGGCUUUGGUAGCAUCCUCAAGUAGCUCUAGCUUUUGCACAUUUUGCGAUUCGAAAGAACAUUACAUAAAUAGCUGUUUAAAAUUUUUAAAUUUGUCGCCAAAUUUGCGCUACAAAGAAGCUAAGCGAUUGCAACUUUGCUUAAAUUGCCUACGCAAGGGCCAUAGUUUACAACGGUGUAAGUCUGGACAUUGUCGUCAUUGCCCAGGCAAACACAAUUCGCUUCUCCAUAUGAACCCGCAUACCUCGUCUAUAUCCCCGUCUUCAAACCUACCAACAAUUGAAGCUACAGCCCCUUCACAGCAAACACUCAUUUCAUCGUUAACUUCAAGUACAGUCGCUCAAGCCCCAAAUUCGGGCGCCAAUAGUAAUGUGUUGCUUGCUACAGCUAUACUUUCAGUCAAAAAUCGUUCAGGUGACUUCGUUCCAUGUCGUGCUAUUCUCGACUCGGCCUCUCAAAUAAAUUUUGUAACCGCUCGCUUGGCAAAUAUGCUGCAACUUCCAUUCAAACAAUCUGCAAUUUUGAUUUCCGGUAUCGGCGAAUCAAACUUUGUUGCCGACAAAGAGAUUGACAUUUUCGCACAGUCGCAAGAUAAAGGCUACAACACUUCGUUCACUGCUGUGGUCACACCUAGUAUUACAGAUUAUCGACCUAACUUCAGCCUUUCUUCGGAAUGGAUAAUACCGUCAAACAUUAAUCUAGCAGAUCCAUUAUUCUUUAAACCCCAGCGCAUUGACUUGCUCAUUGGCGCGGGUUUGUUUUUUGAUUUGAUGUGCGUUGGCCAAAUACACAUUGCUAGUAAUUUGCCAUUACUGCAAAAAACUCGACUGGGCUGGGUUGUCGCUGGUGGUGUUUCAUAUACCAACAAACAAUCAUCCUCGCUCGCUGCCUGCAGCAAAAACGUAUUUGAACAUCAACAUAAUAACUCAUUGAACGAUAUCGUAAAACGAUUCUGGGAAAUAAAGAAUUGCUUCGACUCUGCUCCCCCUCCAUCUAAAGAAGAUGACUGGUACAAAGUUGUAACAACACGGCAGCAGUAUGCGACUUUGUUGGAGCUAAUAAAGGAGAAGUCAGGGAUUGCUCAUUGGUUCUCCAAAUGCUCAAAAGAAGAGGUAGCCGAGUUUUGGCAAAAUGUUGCGAAGCAGCUUAACAGUAUAGGCCCUUCAACCAAAGAUGUAUCAAGCUGGAAAAAGGUGUGGUUCGAUUGGAAGGCUAAUAUAAAGCGAAAAUUUUCCAAAAACAAGGAGGAGCAAACAACAAUUGGCGGUGGCCGAUAUGAGUAG